Messenger RNA from Musa acuminata AAA Group (dessert banana), 1786 nucleotides. Its product is annotated as homocysteine S-methyltransferase 1-like. NCBI's taxonomy places the organism in Eukaryota, Viridiplantae, Streptophyta, Magnoliopsida, Zingiberales, Musaceae. Bases 101 to 1069 code for a protein of 322 amino acids. Gene Ontology annotation, biological process: S-methylmethionine cycle. The record is from RefSeq and is a predicted model, not a curated record. Gene Ontology annotation, molecular function: S-adenosylmethionine-homocysteine S-methyltransferase activity; zinc ion binding. The transcript has 7 exons.
UGUCUGUGGAACGUCACCGACUCAGUUCAUCUCGUCCUUGAGAGACCGCCGCUUGGUUUAGCGCUGGAGGGUUUCGAAGAGGAAGAGGGAGAGGAGGAAGAUGGGGUCCAGGACGGGUCUGGUCGUGGAGCUGAUCGAGAGGAACUGCGGUGUCGCCGUAAUCGACGGAGGCCUCGCGACGCAGCUGGAGGCGCUCGGCGCCGACAUCAACGGUCCCCUCUGGAGCGCCCGCUGCCUCAUCUCAGAUCCCCACCUCAUCAAACAGGUUCAUCUUCAGUACCUUGAAGCAGGUGCUGAUAUACUGGUGACAUCAUCUUAUCAGGCGACAAUUCCUGGAUUUUUGUCCAAAGGUUUCUCCAUUGAAGAAGGAGAGUUGUUACUUCAACAAAGUGUCAAACUGGCCCUUGAAGCCCGAGAUACUUUUUGGAAACUCAAUGCUGACAACUACUAUAUUCGUGCUUUGGUGGCAGCUUCAAUUGGGAGCUAUGGAGCUUAUCUUGCAGAUGGUUCAGAAUAUAGUGGGCAUUAUGGACCAGAUAUGAACUUGGAGAAACUGAAAGAAUUUCACAGGCGACGAUUGCAAGUUCUUGUAGAUGCUGGCCCAGAUUUGCUGGCAUUUGAAACCAUUCCUAAUAAGCUUGAAGCACAGGCAUUAGCUGAGCUUCUUGAUGAAGAAAACAUCCAAAUUCCAUCUUGGAUCUGUUUCAGCUCUGUGGAUGGUGAACAUAUGUCUUCUGGAGAGGACUUUAAAGAAUGUCUUGACAUAUUAAAUAGGAAUGAAAAAGUCAACAUUGUUGGGAUAAAUUGUGCAUCACCCCAGUUUAUAGAGAACCUUAUUCUUAAAUUUAAAAAGUUAACAAACAAACUGUUGGCUGUUUAUCCAAACAGUGGUGAAGUGUGGGAUGGUAGGGCUAAAAGAUGGCUGCAACCAGAGCGUGUCGGUGAAAAGAGCUUUGAAUUGCUUGCAAAAAGAUGGCAUGAAUGUGGUGCUAGUCUUAUCGGAGGAUGCUGUCGAACAACACCUUGCACCAUACGAUCGAUUUCCAAGUUGCUAAAGAACAUGUCCUGACUAAUUUUAGGAUCUAACGGAUUCGUGAGUUACUAGCCAAAGAACAUUUAUCUGCAAAAUGCUGUCUCGCAUAGUUUGAUUGUACUUGUAUGUUUGGUAGGGUAACUUACAAUGUCCAAUUCAGCCAACACUGAACUGGUGAAAUGGAAUAUGUCACAGGCAUACAUUUUAGACAUUUAUCUUCAUUUUCAGUUAUCCUUUUCAGCCAAUUUAAUUGAUGUGUCUUGUAAACAGUUCAGAUUGUCAUGAAUGAUAUAUUAAUGGUUUGGCCUUUUUUUUUUCCGAAAUAAAUGAAAAGGGAAACAGGGCUAGAGACUAUGUUUCUUCUGUUUAGAUUUCCCUAACACAAUGAUUUAGAUCUUAUAUGAUGAAGUUGAGUUGAAUUAUUGUGGACAGGAGGGAUGGCAUGAAAUUUUCAGUGUCGACGAUGUGAACUCUUCUAUACUCAACAUUGUCAACAGUAGUUCAAUCGAACUUCAAAAAAGGUCGAGAAAAAGAUGUAGUCAUCAGAUGCUGAUCAAUGUCAACUCUCGGCAGUUUUCCUCAGAUGGUAACGGCCAUUACUUGCAAUUAUAUUUUGAUUAGCAAUUAAUAUUUAUUUAACAGUGAUCUCAAUUCCCAUGUAACCUAUUAUUACUUUUGUUGCAUAAACCAGCUGUAACACAUUUGCCCUCACCUACUUGGAUAUAUAACACAUAUAUGUCCCUCCAUUAUUAA